Messenger RNA from Helianthus annuus (common sunflower), 1603 nucleotides. Its product is annotated as probable amino acid permease 7. The coding region runs from base 62 to 1477 and encodes 471 amino acids. The transcript has 7 exons. NCBI's taxonomy places the organism in Eukaryota, Viridiplantae, Streptophyta, Magnoliopsida, Asterales, Asteraceae. Gene Ontology annotation, cellular component: plasma membrane. The record is from RefSeq and is a predicted model, not a curated record.
UAACACUCGCACAGAAUCACAUACAUUCACAUAGGGCUUCUUCAAUUCAAUUCAGUAUUCAAUGGCAGAAGAUCACCACUCUCCAUUACUCCAAUGCUCACAUUCACAUUCACAUUCACAUUCACAUUCAUCCGACGAAGAAUCAGGCAUCCUCUCUCACAGAACCGGGACGUUAUGGACUGCGAUUGCUCACAUAAUAACCGGAGUUAUGGGCGCUGGUGUCUUAUCUCUUGGAUGGAGCUUAGCACAACUCGGUUGGUUGUUUGGUCCUCCCGCUAUCGUUGUUUUCGCUGCCGUUACCGGACUUUCAACGUCUAUUUUGUGCGAUUGUUAUCGGUCGCCUCACUCUGAGCAUGGUCCUGAUAGGAAUGCUUCCUUUCUUCAAGCUGUUACUUAUUAUUUAGGGGAGAAAAAGCAGAGGAUAUGUGCAGUGUUAUUAAAUGAGAGUUUAUAUGGGAAUGAUAUUGCUUACACCAUUGCAACUGCUACCAGUAUGAGGGCGAUAUUGAAAUCGAAUUGUUACCAUGAACAAGGGCAUGAUGCGGCUUGUACAUAUCCGGAUAGCAUCUAUAUGCUGUUGUUUGGAGUUGUGCAAAUUGUUAUGUCUCAGAUACCGAACUUUCAUGACAUGGCAUGGUUGUCUGUUGUUGCUGCCAUCAUGUCGUUUGCUUACUCGAUCAUUGGUUUGGGGCUCGGUUUUGCAAGUGUUGUUGCAAACGGGGAGAUUAUGGGGAGUAUUGAAGGAGUCCCUGCAGCUACCGCAACUGAUAAAGUAUGGCUAGUUUUUCAAGGUCUUGGAGACAUUGCUUUUGCUUAUCCAUACUCAAUAAUCCUCUUAGAAAUUCAGGACACAUUGAAAUCACCACCAAACGAAACCAAAACGAUGAAGAAAGCUUCGAGGUCUGCAAUAGUUAUCACCACGUUAUUCUAUCUAUGUUGCGGAAGCUUCGGGUAUGCAGCCUUCGGAAACAACACCCCCGGAAAUCUCUUGACCGGGUUCGGGUUCUAUGAGCCUUAUUGGCUUGUUGACUUGGCCAAUGUUUGUGUUAUUCUUCAUCUUGUCGGUGGAUAUCAGGUCUUUAGCCAACCAGUAUUCGCGCUUGUGGAAACAUGGUUUUCUGAGAGAUACCCAAACAGUAAUUUUGUAAACGAGUUUUACCAGCUAAAGCUGCCGUCACUAACAACAUUACAACUAAAUCCCUUCAGACUAUGUUUCAGAACAACAUAUGUUGUAUCCACAACUGUAAUAGCAAUGUCGUUUCCUUAUUUCAAUCAAGUAUUGGGAGUGUUAGGGGCCUUAAACUUUUGGCCACUAGUCGUAUAUUUCCCCGUCGAGAUGUACUUUGUGCAAAGAAAGAUCCCACCCUGGUCAAGAAAAUGGGUCGCACUCAAGACUUUCAGCUCUGCUUGCUUUCUUGUAUCGACAAUGGGAUUUAUUGGAUCACUAGAAGGACUCAUAACCGCUAAAUUGAACUAAACACAUGUUUACUUUUCUUCAUAUGUAAUGAAUGUAUCAUCAUUGUAGCAUUCAACUUCAGGGGCAUUCUAUUCAUAUUCUUGGCUUAUUAUAUACUUUGUAAUGUAAUUUGUAAUUCCUUUUAUG